Messenger RNA from Spirometra erinaceieuropaei, 1761 nucleotides. NCBI's taxonomy places the organism in Eukaryota, Metazoa, Platyhelminthes, Cestoda, Diphyllobothriidea, Diphyllobothriidae. The record is from the annotation of a GenBank genome assembly.
AUGCUUCAGGACAUCCAACGUGUGUGUCUUGACUUUCCCAACCGGUCCUCCGACUCGCUGAAUCUCCUUCAAGGUUUCUCUCAACGCGAGUACUCGGGACGCAGCGAGUGGAGCAUGACCGUGCAGCGUAUCAUCGAUUCUUGGUAUUUCGGCUUCGGCAGCCCUGCAGUGGCUGGCUUCCUAGAAUCCUAUGCACAGGACCGAAACGGAAGCACUGUUGACACCUCCAUGCACGCUAAUAUUCGGGAGCAGUUGAAUGAUCUUCUGCGCAUAUCCAGCACCUGUCCUUUGCAGGAUGUUCGAGCAGCCUGUGAAAACAUAAUGGAAGAUCUAAAGGUAGACCGACGCCCACUUCCAGUCUAAACUGUAACUUGUAGAAGAAGAAGCAUUUCCCUGUCUUGCCGCCGCUCUAUCGGUCGCCAUCUUACAACUUCUCCUGCGAGGAGGUUUGUCAGUAUCUUUCGCCCUUAAACUCUAACCUCCGUUUAUAGAUGCCUCACCUCAAGUGCAUCCUCGAGAAGCCCUCUGACGACGAUCUCCUAUACACAGUAAGUUCUGUCAGUCUUGCUACGAUUAGCUGACUUUAUUGUCGUUGGUCAUGCACACCGCCACGAUCUUUCAGAAAGACGACAGCUCAUCAUAUAAACACUAUGGUACAUAGUUUUGUAGAUAUGUACUUCUGGCCUCGUCGAACUCUGCAUGACCACCAUUUUAUGCUCAACUCACUCGUUUAUUUCAUGGAUUUCGCAUCGGAACUGUUACGACUAGUCGUGAUCGGUCAUACUGCAGUAUUAUUUGCCACCGAAACUGUUACUAGCGACCAAACCUGGCUGUCAAGAGCCAAAGACAAAGUCCGAGUGAAUGAUGAGGAGUGCUAUUUCGUUGCUAUCACCUCCGGCAAUUUUGUCCUUUGCACUUCUGACGACCUCUGAACCCCUCGCAACCUUAGUGCUUGGAAUUGGGCCAAAAAGUACGAAUGAGUAACGCAGCAUCCGUUGGGGGGAUUCUUGUAUUGGCUUCUGAUUUCUCCCCCCCCCUGCCCAAUAUUUUUUUAUCACUCUGGGUUGUUUAGUCGGUCUUGCUAUCACCCCAUCCUCAAAUCAGUCCCUCUGGUCGCGUAGGGCGGGAGCACCAUCGAUCGGCAGCGCAAACCUUACUCGCUGAUACAGAUGGGUUGUCAUGGGUUGUGCCGAGCUGUAGGUGGCACUACACAGGGUCUAAGUUUUCCUGAAUCGGUCCGUGGACAUUAGUGACGUCGAGGUCUUCAACUAAGACAUUGAGGAAAGUGUUGAAAGCAGAGGUCAGGAACAUAUCUGACCCCCUUGUUGGUAGUUCAUGUGGCUGGCGGGCCAACAAGAGGCAAAGGUAAAACUUUAAAAUCCCAAAGCUAAAGUAGCGUGGAGCAACGUUGCCAGCGAUCAAUCCCCUUUCACGCGUCUUCAUUGCUAGCACACAAUCAAGGCCACAGUGGUCUUGUGGGACAUAAUCGCAUCCACUGCUGCAGCUGUCUCCAGUCUGCGAGGCAAAACCAGUCUCUUCGCUUCGCCGUCCAUCAUAACACCACUCCAAGACCUGUCAUGCCUACUCUACGUCCACGGGGACCAUUCAUCCACAGUUACUGUUGCUUGCCCACUGGGAACAGCUAUAAUAACAGCACGCAGUCAAACACCCCUCCCACGACAGCUCGGUCGUCGCGAUCGACGAAGUCUACCGCGUGCCUCACACAAUGGGUUCAGCCCUGAUGACUUGCGUGUGAAUUAG